UAUGAAUUAUUUAAAGUCAAUUAUUUCUGAAUGGGCCAAAGAUGUUUAUGAUUGUAUAGACAUUGAAUUUUUGUUGAGUGGCUCGAAAUUAUUAAAUACAGAUAUUGUUGAAUCUGAUGUUGACGGAAUUGUUGUUUUAAAUAAAAACAAAGACGAUGGUUGUAAAGUAAAUGAAUUAAAUCAGUUUAUUGGUAAUACAAACAUUGAUGAAUGUAAAAAUCUUGAAAAAAUUGAACUUUUGGAAAUAUCUCUUUUUUGUUCUCUAUACAAUGUAAAUAAAUUAAACUUUUUUUUGUUUUAG
Meloidogyne enterolobii is the source of this 301-nucleotide messenger RNA. Lineage: Eukaryota; Metazoa; Nematoda; Chromadorea; Rhabditida; Meloidogynidae. The record is from the annotation of a GenBank genome assembly.